AGGACAGGAUGCCCAACGCUUUCCCAUGACCCAACGCAAGGACCACCUAGCUAUUUGGAGCCGGUCGACUUUUCAAUGCUGUGGUGCGAUAUGUCACAAUCGCCUAAGCAAGCGGUGUACGUGUAGAUACUGUCCCUAUAAUUUUAUCAGCCAUUGUUUGUUGAUUUUAUUUGCCGUCGAUAAUGAGUGAAGAUCGAGGAUGUGUAUCUUCAGAUGCUAACCCCUAUUGAUGAUUAGUUGGGUAGCGGUAGGAGUAGUACUCGUCGAACUCGGCCCAUCAUGGUUGAUCUGCUAUGUUUGUUCUUCUGUGUGACUGUGUGACGGAAUAUUUUUUAUUACGAUGAUGAGCAUGUUGGCGUUCAACACGUGUAGCAUGCAUCAUGUCUCCUGUUGCUGUUCGACGAUCCCACCACUCGUGAGGAACAAGAUAGCAGGACCAUUAUGACUUCUAGCAAGGCUCGUGGUGGCAUGGAGGAGAGCGGUGAUGCGUUUGAGAGCUGCGACGAGCGUCCUGAGCUGGUGCUGCCCGAACAGUCAUCGAGCCCAGCAGACGGAAGCACUCAAAAAAGAGCAUUCGAAAAUGGAGGAGAGCAUUCGAAAAAGAGCGCGCAGAAUACGAACUACACUGCUGAAGGAGCAAAAAAAAAUCGCAACAUUAGAGCAAAUGAUGUUGGGAAAGGGGACAACUACGACGAGGAUGCUUCGUCCAUAAGAAACAAAACGAAGCUCUCACCGGAGCGAGCAGAAGGCUCGCCACAAACAACAGGUACUAUCGAAAGUGGUACUAGUGGAAGCGAAAAGCAAAGUGCGUGUGCUGAGCCAGCCGUGACAGGUGAAGAUGAGAAAGGAGAAGCUGACGCGGCUGGUGUCGAUCUCCCCGUGCCAGCUACAAGCGGUGCUAGAGAAGACGAUGGUCAAGAGGAUGAGCAGCAAGGCAACAUCCCGCUUGACGAAGCUCUGACGACAGCGGAUGUCGCACUACCAGCAUCUUCGGUGCAAGGUGAGAACUCGCCUGUCGCCUCCGACAAAGCAGAAAUCAGCUACGAUGACAUUGAAGAUACCAGGAGCAAGAGCGAUUUGGUGCACGGGCAGGAAGAACUAGACGAGACGAAGCAUGCUAAUCAUGUUGACCGGUCACUAGACGAUAUCGAUUUAAAAGAUCACGUGUCCUUUCCUGAAGAUCAGCUAUUAGACGAAAUCGAUUUACGAGAUCACGUGUCCUCAGAUUAAGGCUGUUGUAGCUAAUCAUGCAUCUUUGAUUGACUGCAUCCUUGAAACGUAUGGGGGAGUAUUACAAGGGAAUGCUCCCCUAUCGUUUUCAGGGAUGCGCUUGAAAGGUGAACUGCGGACGGUUCUAAGCAGAAACGGACGAGGAGUUUUUACGGAGGCAUGAGGACCUCAUGCUAGAAGAGGAGCCUGGAGGCGAAAAAAUGAAACAACAUCAAGAACAACAUCAACAUCAUCUCUAUACUACUAGAACAAGGAAGGACCACGUUGCUGCAGAACCAGAAAGGAGUAGUGUCGGUUAUAUCAAAAGAACUGAAGAAGAAGAAGAAGAAGAAGAAGCACCAUUAGAAGAUGAAGGGGGUGUAGAUGUAGUUAUAGCUGCGGGAGCAAGUAGGGAUGAUACGGAGCAGCAAGGGGACGAGCUUACCGCUGGGGCAAGCGUCGCACGAAAGGAACAAGGUAGAGAGGGAGACGAUAUAAUAAAGCGGUCGCCAGGUGAAGAAGCCAAAAGUGAGGCUGCAAUAAUUGAGGGAGACGUCUAUCUUCCUCUACCAGCCACUUCUCCAGGAAUUUUGGAUGGACACCAACGUAACUCGUCUAAUUUGCCUCUGUCACGCGAUCCAGUCUCCACGCUCCAGGCACCUAAUGUAUCAGAGGAAGUGCUGCCGGAAAGGGUGGGUACCUACGACGAGAGCGGUAGCGAGCCUUCCUCUCCUGGUUUGACGUCACUCGACUCCUUCCUCAACGAUGGCUCCAUGGCAGCUCUUCGUCGUGCGGGGGGUAGUACAGGCUCUUUAAUAUCUACAGGAGAAACUACAGGACGACGGAAGCGGAAAAGCGCAAUUGUUGGCUGUCUGGGUGGUGAGCUUCGGACAAGUGCCUCUUCGCCUUUAUCAUCAGAAAAAACCGUUCUUGGAGGUACUUUUGCGUCAGUGACGAAUUUGACGGGCUUGCCAACUGCCCCAGUGAAAAAGAUCGUGGUUCCUUUCGUCGCUGAAGCAGAUGAAGACGAGACGAGCUGGUCUAGCAGUUUGGAAGAGGUCGGGGGCGCGAAUAGAAGUAGUACUACUGCAAAUAUUGCCUCGAAAAUGAUGGCCACAAGUCAACACGUACUGGAUCUCACCGAACAUUUGCGACCCGAUGGACAGAGUCCUGAUUCUGAGGAGCAUGAUCGAAGCUUUUUUUCCAGCCCGUCAACCCAGCUAUUUGGGAGGGGAAACUACGACGAAGCUUCUAAAAACAAGAAACAUCCUAGCCGAAUUCAACCUUCACAUCCGCUGAAUGGCGGGGGCAGCUCUGUAUUUUCACCGGGUACGCGAUUCCCUGGAGAUGUGUACAGUGACCGCGGAGGCGGUGGUGCAAGAAAGAACACCCUUCGACGGGAUUUCGACGAUCAGCACGAAGAAGAAGAAGUGGAUACUGGUCUCAGCGGAGUCUUGUCUGCUCAGUCGUCAACCACAGGACCUCAACAGGAUGUUGUUGAUGUUUUCGGCUCGCAGACAGAAGAGAGGCGCUUGCAGAGUGGUGUUCCACGCCUGCUAGAGGAGAUGAAUGUGGCGUCGCGACGUGUGAAUGAGCAUGAGCGGGAGGCGGCCGAACGCAAGAAGAAGCAUGCAGCGUUGCUGACCUCGUGGAAGGCGACCUAUCGGAACAUGCGGUCCCUUCGCGGCCGCGACAUUGACACCGCGCGCCCCUUUUUCGAGCAGGAGGAGCGUAAGCAGCGUUUGGCCAGCGAAAUGCAGGCAAGCCUUUUGCAAUUCACGGACGCACAGAGUGCUGCUGACGAAGCGAAGAUUGCUCUACGGGAGGUGGAAGAGCGGCUCCACUUUGGGGCACACGAGGUGCGGCUGGAUGCAGGCGACCAAGAGGAACUCUCACGCGCUAGUCUAGCGGUAAUGGAGUGCACCGCGGCGCGAGACCGCGCAGAAAAAGCCUACGGGGCAAUUUUGCGACGAUUCAUGACCGCGGCUGAACUUUUAGACAGCUUGCGUGCUCAGAUCGGUCCGUGGCUUGUGGACGACGUCCGACCCCUGUUCCGUCAGAUGGUCUACUACCAAGAGUCCCUAUCUUAAGACUAAGUAGGUUUUUUUACUUCAACUGAUGUCACUGUGUAAGUCAGUUCUUAGACGUAGAAAUUGUCGGGUAGGUGUAACAUUACCCGAGGUCAUAAGAACUAGAACAUGGGCGCAUACAUGACAUACAAGCAGCCCUCUGGUGGCGUUGAAAGUUUCUUUUGGCACCCCCUACUUUCUCAAUACAUGACAUACAUGGAUUUGGAUGAUUGAGGAAGUAGCUUGUCUAAUCUUUCUCGCUUGACGUUGAUGCAGCGGAAGCCGAAGCAAGGGCACACCAGGCAAGGCUGGAUUACCAGGGAGCUCUGCGUGCGCUAGAGAGUAUCAACGAGCAAAUUCAUGCUCUGCGUAGCACUCCGUCAUCCUCAUCGUCGACGCCGACCACCAAUGCUGAAGGAGGAAGCUCUAGUACGAUGGACAACUUAAUACCAGGAGCAGCAAGGAGCCCGCAUCGGGGCUCGAAUGACGUUUCGUUAAUAGAGCGCGCGCCACGAGGACUGCCGCCCCCCCAGGCAUUAUCAUCAGGCCACGAUUAUAAGGCGCCGCAGAAUUCUGGAGCAGGGUUGAAAGAAAAAUUCGUUGAGAGUAGCUCGACUGGCAGCCGCAGCAAUGUGGGAAGCCCUUCUCUGCCUUUGCUGUCUGGCAGUUCAUCUCCGUCAUCUACCUCAAUGAGGGAGAGGGUGCGACCGCCGCCUGGGAAAGAGGUGGCGGGGAGCCCCGAUUACGAUGGCGGAGGUCAUGAUGCGGAUCCCCUUGUCGUGGACUUCUCUACUAGUACAACGAGUGUUCGCGCCUCAGAGUCAGUACCAACGUCGUUGUUCUUGAGUAGCAACAGUCACAAUUACGACUUUCGCCGCCCCUUCCGACCCGAUCGAACCGAUAUAGGCGACGGUCUGUGAUGAUUUUGAGAACCUGCAGUAGAACUGUCGAUAAGUAGAUGUUUUCAUCCUGGUACUAGGUCAAAGGAGUCGUGCAUGUCAUUUGCUAUUCAUUUUGUUUCCAUUGUCUACAGAAUCAGAACGCUUUGCGAAUAGAGUGUGGCCUGAAAGUAUUGUCUGCGAACUAUAGAACGCGGAAGAUAUUCCUCGCUGUUUUCGCUGGCGCGAAUAUCAUCUUUAGUUUCGCAUUAUAAGUAUUUGCUCAGCAUUAUAAUAACAU
Amoebophrya sp. A25 is the source of this 4457-nucleotide messenger RNA. The record is from the annotation of a GenBank genome assembly. Lineage: Eukaryota; Dinophyceae; Syndiniales; Amoebophryaceae.